AUGUAUACAUACGGAGUAGAAGGAGAUGAUACCUAUUUGCCACAACCGCAAUAUCCAUCACCAUAUGAAAAUCAGUAUGGACAAGAUGAUGAAUCACCAAGUCCUCGAGGGGAAAAUCAUACACCAUUUAUAGGAUAUUUUAGUUCUCAUUUAUUAAGGACGGGAUUUUUUCUUCAAUGUGUGUCUUUAGUAUUAAUGUUCAUAUUUUAUUGGGCCUUUGGUGGAACAGGGAUUUUUGUAUUUGAUUUAUAUGCAGGUCCCGAAUGUGUGAAAGUAUCAAGUGCAUUUCAUUUAACGAUUUCAAUUUUGAUGGCAAUGUAUUUAUUAGGAACAUUAUACAUAGCUAUGUUUCAAGUGUUUGUAGCAGAUAAUAGUAAAUGGUGCAGGGGGUUUAGAGCUGGUUCGAAAUUACUAUCCGCAGCUGUGACAUUAGAUCUUUUGUCAUCUAUUUUGAGAUUAGUACAAUAUUUAUAUGCAUAUUUUUAUAUGAGUAUGAGAUGGUGGGCACGAUAUCAACAGACAAAAUCGGAUUGGACAUUGCUACAUUUUGGAAGCAUUGUACACAGUUUUGCAUUAUUCAUAUAUGGAGCUGCAUUUUUUUAUAUGGAAGCUUAUCACGAUGAAGGAACAUACGAGGAACUCGCUUGGUCCAAUUUGACCUUGUUCAAGUUGGCUGGUUUGGCAGAACUGCUUAUGGUUUUUUCUGGAUUUGGAGCCUUUUUCUCUAUAUUGCUCUUGGGUGCAAUAAUGUGUGCAACCGUUUGGGCCUUUUCGUUUGAACCUCUACUAGAAAAAUGGUCACCCGAGUUGCAUAGCAGAGAUAUAAAUGCGGAUGUCUUACCCGAGAUAAAACAUGAUGAUGAAGAGGGAGGAUAUAACGAAGAGAAUGUUUAUGAACCGUACAAUGUAAAUCCAGAAAAUAUGGAAUAUGGAGAAGAGAUGGUUCCACAAAACAUGAAUGAGAAAUAUGCAAAUGAAAAUUCUUAUGAACGAAAUAUAUAUGCACAAAAUAACGGUAUGCCGACUACCUAUGAUUAUUCACAAAUUGAAGGUCAAGUAAAGCAGAAUGCUGAAAUGGGUGUAUCAGAAAAUUACACCAAAAAUGGCCAAUUCUGA
This is a messenger RNA of Plasmodium gonderi, 1116 nucleotides long. RefSeq names its product glideosome associated protein with multiple membrane spans 2. Bases 1 to 1116 code for a protein of 371 amino acids. Lineage: Eukaryota; Apicomplexa; Aconoidasida; Haemosporida; Plasmodiidae. The transcript has 2 exons. The record is from RefSeq and is a predicted model, not a curated record.